AUGUAUUUGCUACUAGAUAAAUCGACCGCUUUAUUUACUUGCUUUCAGUUCAGCGCCACCGUCUUCGCGCUUCUCCUUGCCGUGGCCACGGCGGGACUCCUCAAGGGUGCCCUCCUCGGCGGUCUCGGCGCCGGUGCCCUGGGCCUUGGCCUGGGCGCUUUGAGCCACGGUGGAGGCUUCAAGGGAGGCUUCGGCCCUAGCUACGGAUACGGUGGCGGCUUUGGUCACGGCCCCAUUUACGGAGGUGGAUUCGGUGGUGGAUACGGUGGCAGCUACGGCGGCUCCUACUAUGGCACCUACGGAGGAACCUACGGGGGACACUACGGAGGUGGCUUCGGUGGCCUCGGUUUGGGCCAUGGCAUUGGCCACGGCUUCGGUGGAUUUUACGGAUAA
Ixodes scapularis (black-legged tick) is the source of this 393-nucleotide messenger RNA. RefSeq names its product glycine-rich cell wall structural protein-like. The record is from RefSeq and is a predicted model, not a curated record. The transcript has a single exon. Bases 1 to 393 code for a protein of 130 amino acids. NCBI's taxonomy places the organism in Eukaryota, Metazoa, Arthropoda, Arachnida, Ixodida, Ixodidae.